CUUUUUACCCACAAAGAUGAAUUUCCAUUCAUCAAGAAUGUAAUAAAUGGCAGAUAUAAUCACAUAAUUCUUCAUUACACACACAUCUUUAAACAAAAUGAAGCAAUCUCUUUUACCUCUGAUGCUCUUGUUCUUAAUUCUUGUCAAAACAGGGGAAUCUGAAACGGGAAUUGCUGGAACUGGACUGGGGUAUUUACCUGAACCAGACGGUGGUAAUGGUGGUCAUGGGGUGGUGAGUGGUGGUGGUGGGGAUGAACCUGAGGUGGUUAUUGUGAAGGCUCUUCAAUGUUUUAGUGAUAAACAUAUCUAUAGGAGUUGUGAAGAGUCUUGUAGGUUGACUGAGAGCGGUCAACUCAACGUGCCACCUGGAUACACCGAUGAAUACUGCAAUGGGCCGUGUUUAAAGGAGACGCAUCUUGUGCUUAAUUGCAUUGAUGAUAUGUUAUCACAUUAUGUUUUUUAUAAUCGUGCUACAGUAAAUGAUGUGAAGGAAACGAUAAAAGCGGGUUGUAGCUAUGGCCCACAUAGAGGUGAUUUUAAUGUGGCUGAGCACAUUGAAGAUGAUGAAAGCAAUGCAUACAAAAUUUCCUACACCAACUCUAUACUGUUUGGGUUUCAAUCUUUGUUUGUUGUUUUUACUCUAUUAUUCUGAUUUCCUUUUGUUAUUGCUUUUUUUCUUUUAUGUGUAAGUGAGACUUGUUUAUGUUAAAAUCAUGUCCGAUCAUAUGAUAUUUUGAAAUCACUAUAUGAAAAUCAAAUUGAGGCUCU
Molecule: messenger RNA, 768 nt
Organism: Lactuca virosa
Lineage: Eukaryota; Viridiplantae; Streptophyta; Magnoliopsida; Asterales; Asteraceae
Source: the annotation of a GenBank genome assembly